Molecule: messenger RNA, 3732 nt
Organism: Brassicogethes aeneus
Lineage: Eukaryota; Metazoa; Arthropoda; Insecta; Coleoptera; Nitidulidae
Source: the annotation of a GenBank genome assembly
CUUGCGGGUUUCGGUUUUUUGACAGCUCAAAAGUGAGGUUACGUUAGGCGAGUAACGUGUUCACUUUAUGAAUUUCCAGCUGGAAAACCGUAAAUAAUUUAUUAUUUCCCAGUAUUUAUGUCUGUAUAACGCCUAAAUACAGCAUAUUUCAUAAAAAUGGCGAACGUUGAAAGAAAGGGGACUUUUAAGGUGGAAUAUCUGCAGAAAAUCGAGAAGGAUGUUCAGAAACAGUGGGACGAUAGGAAAAUAUUCGAAAUUGAUGCGCCAAACAAACCGAAAGCGUCAAACGACGAAAAGUUUAUUUGCACCUUUCCUUAUCCUUAUAUGAACGGACGUUUGCACUUAGGGCACACUUUUUCGCUGUCGAAAUGUGAAUUCUCCGUGAGAUAUCAAAGAUUACAAGGCAAAAAUGUUUUGUUCCCGUUUGGUUUUCAUUGCACUGGAAUGCCGAUUAAAGCCUGUGCCGACAAGCUUAAAAGAGAGAUUGAAAUGUUUGGGAAUCCCCCUGUGUUUCCUCUUGUAGAGGACGUAGUUGUAGAGGAAAGAGAUGAUGUGGUUAUCAAGGACAAAAGCAAAGGGAAAAAGAGUAAAGCAGUUGCUAAAGCUGGUGGUGCUAAAUACCAAUGGCAGAUUAUGCAGAGUCUUGGUUUAAAAGAUGAAGAAAUAACUAAAUUCGCCGAUGAAAACUAUUGGUUGGAUUAUUUUCCUCCCUUGGCUGUAGAGGAUCUUAAAAGCAUUGGAUUACAUGUUGACUGGAGGAGAUCCUUUAUUACAACUGAUGUAAACCCUUUCUAUGAUUCUUUCGUUAGGUGGCAAUUUUUACGCUUAAAAGAAAGAAAUAAGAUUCAGUUCGGAAAGAGGUAUACAAUUUUUUCCCCCAAGGAUGGACAACCUUGUAUGGACCAUGAUAGAUCUUCUGGGGAAGGGGUGGGGCCUCAAGAAUAUACCCUAAUGAAAAUUAAAUUAUUGGAACCUUACCCAAAAAAACUAAGUGUUGUUGGUAAGAAACCAGUAUAUUUGGUAUGUGCAACAUUAAGACCGGAAACUCAAUAUGGUCAAACAAACUGCUGGGUGCGACCGGACAUAAAAUAUCUGGCUAUGGAAACAAAGAGUGGGGAAAUAUUUAUUAGCACUUCUAGGUCCGCUAGAAAUAUGUCUUACCAGGGUUUUACCAAAGUUGAAGGAAAACUUAAUGUUGUUGCUGAAAUUUUGGGAGAGGAUCUUCUGGGUUGCGCUAUUUGCAGCCCCAACUCCCCCUACCCCAAAACCUACUGCCUCCCCAUGCUCACCAUAAAAGAAGACAAAGGCACGGGCAUCGUGAUCAGCGUUCCCUCCGACUCGCCCGACGACUACGCGGCUUUGGUCGACCUGAAAAAGAAGCAGCCGUUCAGGGAAAAAUACGGCAUCAAAGACGAGAUGGUUUUGCCCUUCGAACCGGUCCCCAUAAUCAACAUACCCGAGUUCGGCGAUCUCGCCGCCGUCACCGUUUACGAACAGCUGAACAUACAGAGCCAGAACGACAAAGAUAAACUUUUGACGGCCAAGGAGAUGGUUUACUUGAAAGGGUUUUACGACGGGGUUCUUCUGGUUGGCGACCACAAAGGGAGGAAAAUUCAGGACGUGAAGAAAACUUUGCAGCAGGAAUUGGUCGAAAAGAGUCAGGCGGUGGUGUACUACGAACCGGAAAAGACGAUUGUGUCGAGAUCCGGCGACGAGUGCGUUGUGGCGUUGUGCGAUCAAUGGUACCUCGAUUACGGUGAGGAAAGCUGGAAGAAGCAGGCGGAGAAGGCGUUGGAAAAUAUGAACACCUAUCACGACGAGGUGAAGAAGAAUUUCAUUGGCUGCUUGAAUUGGCUUCAUGAGCAUGCUUGUUCCAGAACCUAUGGUUUGGGAACCAAACUGCCAUGGGACGAACAAUGGCUGAUUGAAUCUUUAUCGGAUUCUACCAUCUACAUGGCCUACUACACCGUUGCCCAUUUCCUCCAAGGCAACACCUUCAGAGGCAACAAACCCAACCAACUGAAAAUAAAACCGGAGCAAAUGACGCCCGAAGUAUGGGACUACAUUUUCUUCAAGGAAGCAAAAAUGCCCAAAACCGACAUCUCCAAGGAGAGUCUCGAUAAAAUGAAGAGAGAGUUCGAGUAUUGGUACCCGGUGGAUCUGCGGGUGUCGGGAAAAGACUUGGUGCAAAACCACCUGACGUACUUCAUCUACAACCACUGCGCCAUAUGGCCCGAGGACGAGAGCAAGUGGCCCAAAGGCAUCAGAGCCAACGGCCACUUGCUUCUCAACUCGAUGAAGAUGUCCAAGUCCGAGGGCAACUUUUUGACGCUGAGCGAGGCCGUGAAAAAAUUCAGCGCCGACGGGAUGAGGUUAUGUUUGGCCGACGCCGGCGAUUCCGUCGAGGACGCCAACUUUUCGGAAUCCAUGGCCGAGGCCUCGAUUUUGAGGCUGUACACUUUCAUCGAGUGGGUCAAGGAAGUGCUGGCCAAUAGCACCAACUACAGGACCGGAAAAUUCAACAAUUUCAACGAUCAAGUCUUCCAAAGCGAAAUAAACUUGAAAGUUAAGGAGACCGACGAUUUUUACAAGAAAAUGUUGUUCAAAGAAGCCCUCAGGACGGGUUUCUUUGAAUUCCAAGCUGCCAGGGAUAAAUAUCGCGAAUUAUCCCUGGACGGAAUGCACAUAGACUUGGUAUUAAAAUUCAUCGAAGUCCAGGCUCUUUUAAUGUCCCCUAUUUGUCCCCAUGUGGCCGAACACGUCUGGGGACUGUUGGGAAAGAAAUCGAGUAUAUUGCAAGCACAGUGGCCCCAAGUGGGAGCUAUCGACGAAAUGCAGAUAAAAGCUUCGGAAUAUCUUAUGGAUACCGCGCAUUCGUUCAGAGUUCAUUUGAAAACCUAUUUGCAAGGAAUCAAAAGCAAAAAUAACCCAAAACCGAUGCCGGUCCCUGUGCCAAACUUAAUAAACAUCUGGGUGGCCAAGUCAGUGCCUGCUUGGCAAAAUUGCAUUUUAACCACCAUGAAGGGUUUCUAUGAUAAAAAUGGUUCUUUGCCCGACAACAAAUCUUUAUCUGUGGAGUUUGGUAAAAAAGAAGAACUGAAAAAAUUCAUGAAACGAGUUAUGCCUUUUGUGCAGGCCACAAGAGAAAAAUUGCAGCAAUUAGGUCCGAAAGCUUUUGCCGUUACUCUAGAGUUUGAUGAGGCUGAAGUUCUCAAAAAUAACAGUGAAUACUUGGCAAAUACUCUUGGGGUUGAAUUUGUUGAAGUUAAAUUCACUGACCAUCCUGAAGCAGAUGAAAAAAUGAAGGAUUGUUGUCCAGGAGCCCCGUUUGUUCUGUUUUCAAAAAAACCAGGGGUACAAGUGCAAUGUAUCAACCCAGAGCCCCUUAAUGGUCUCUUCUCCCAUAAAUUAACCAUAAUUGAUGGGGAUGAUGUAACCAAAAUUAAACAAAGGCUUGUAAGGGAAAUAACAGCCAUAAAAAGUAACCAAACAAUUGAACUUUGGAGGUUUGAAGACCCUGUUAUGGGCCCCCUAAAAAUGCCAUUAUUUAAUGAUCCAACCAAAUAUAAAGUGAAACUUACUGAUUCUACCAAUUUCAAAGUUGACGUGGAAAAAUCCACAAUUUUGGCCAUCAAUGGUAAAAAAUCCAAUCUCAUUGGAAAUACCAUUAUUUAUUUAGUUAAGUAAAUAAAAUAAAUGAAUUUUCUAUUUAUUGUUUACAAAUAAAGGGUU